This is a messenger RNA of Triticum dicoccoides, 1342 nucleotides long. RefSeq names its product probable calcium-binding protein CML16. The coding region runs from base 421 to 981 and encodes 186 amino acids. The transcript has a single exon. Gene Ontology annotation, molecular function: calcium ion binding. The record is from RefSeq and is a predicted model, not a curated record. Lineage: Eukaryota; Viridiplantae; Streptophyta; Magnoliopsida; Poales; Poaceae.
GACUUCUCUCGAGCACCGAGGAACCUGCCGCUCGGCGGGACGCGGAAAAGUCCGCCCAUACACCGAGAUUCGCAUCGCGCGCAUCCGGCCGUACGCUUGCCCAUCGCCGCGAAGCCACGCCUGGCCGACGCGCCGCCCCACGCAACCGGGAGAAGAGAAGACAACGCGCUCGCCGCUCCCCUCCCCGCGUCGGAGUUACUCCACUUCUUUAUCCGGAAGGAGGGAGGGUGGUCGGUGCGCGUCCGUAGCGCGUGCUCGCCGGUAUUAAUACCCCAGUGCCCACUGCAACCUCCACCCAUCCCACCACAUUCAAGUCGAAGAAGCUCCUCGAUCUCCAUCACUACAACCAGCCACUUGAGCUCUGAAUCUUUGAAGCUCAGCCAGCUCGCCGCGACCGCCGAGAGCCUCAAGUCUUGGGCCAUGUCGAGCGCCGGCCAGAAGCAGCAGCAGCAGCAGGCGAAGAAGCCGGCGGCGGCGGAGGACAUCGAGAUCAAGAAGGUCUUCUCCCGCUUCGACACGGACGGCGACGGCCGGAUCUCGCCGUCCGAGCUGGCGGCCGUGUCGCGCGCCAUCGCGCCCCCGGCCACCGAGUCCGCGCAGGGCCGCGAGGUGGCGUCCAUGAUGGACGAGCUCGACACCGACCGCGACGGCUACGUGGACCUCGGCGAGUUCGCCGCCUUCCACGGCCGCGGCCGCGGGGAGCGCGAGCUGGACGCGGAGCUGCGCGACGCCUUCGACAUCUACGACAUCAACGGCGACGGCCGCAUCUCCGUCGCCGAGCUCAGCAAGGUCCUCGCCCGCAUCGGCGAGGGAUGCAGCACCGAGGAGUGCGAGAAGAUGAUCGCCUCCGUCGACGUUGACGGCGACGGCUGCGUCGGCUUCGACGAGUUCAAGAAGAUGAUGACCGCCGGUGACGCCGGCGCGCCACCUCAACCCGAAGCGACCGCCGUGCCUGACAGCAACAAACCCAAGAAGGAGUGAUCCGUUAUUGUAAAUUGUUGUAAUUGCAGUACCUGUUGGGCAUAGUGUUCUGGUCUGAACUCCGAAGAAGGUAAAAAUUGGGAAUAAGGAUCAAUGUGCAAUUGCCACUGUUGUGCUGUACCUCUACGGUAACAGUUGUGUGUGCACGGUAGUAGUACUAGUACUGGAUAUUUUCUCCGAGUGUGGGCAUCCUGUUAUUUCAUUUUCACAUGAGAAUGGAUUUAUCAGUUCGGUCAGUGCGAUGUUGAUGUUCAAGGGUGAUACCCAAUGCAUCGUCAACAUUAUUUAUAUUGGCACUAGACAAUGCAUGUAUUGUUAUUUUCAAGAUGUUGAAUAUUUUUAAGCAUAUGCUUUUAAAUGA